AUGGGCUUAAUUACCCUUAUCUGCAACAUCCUCAUAACCGUAGCCGUUAUCCUAGCCAUAACCACCAUACUUAUCUGGCUCAUAUUCCGUCCCAACGCCGUCAAAUUCUAUGUAACCGACGCUAAUCUGAACCGGUUCAGCCUCGACUUAAACAACAACAGCAACCUCCACUACGAUCUUAAUCUCAACUUCACGAUCCGUAACCCUAACCAACGGCUAGGAGUCUACUACGAUGUGGUUCAGGUCAGUGGAUAUUACGGAGAGCAGCGGUUUGGUUAUGUAGACGUUUCGCCGUUUUAUCAGGGACAUAAGAACACGACGGUGGUUGUGACAAAGGUUAAGGGACAGAACUUGGUGGUGUUCGGGGAUGGAGCGAGAGCGGAUUUGAAGGAGGAUGGAAAAGCUGGAGUUUAUAGGAUCGAUGUGAAGAUGGUGAUGAGUGUUAGGUUUAGGUUUUGGGUGGUAACGUCAUGGAAAUUCAAACCGAAGAUUAAGUGUAGUGAUCUUAAAGUUCCUCUCGUGUCCUCUAAUUCGACGAGCGGGUUUAAGUUUCAAACUAGGGAGUGUGACUUUGACUUUUAUUAGUCAACCAUGCAGUUUUGUGGAUUGUUUUUAAAGUUCAAUAGU
This is a messenger RNA of Eruca vesicaria subsp. sativa (arugula), 627 nucleotides long. The record is from the annotation of a GenBank genome assembly. NCBI's taxonomy places the organism in Eukaryota, Viridiplantae, Streptophyta, Magnoliopsida, Brassicales, Brassicaceae.